AUGAGGAAUCAAUCAGUUGGUGAAGUUGCAAGAGUAAGCUUAAAAAAAACCAAAAAAUAGCCAUGAAAACCUUUACAGUCUUCCUUCUCUGUGCCCUCGUGGCCUUUGCUGUGGCUCAAGAUGAGAAUGAUCACACAAACGGACAGCCAGGUUGCCAGACGCAAGAGGAGGUGAAUAGACGUUACUGGCGCAACAACUGGGAUCCCACUCGUUUCUGGGUGUGUGACACCCUCAACCAACCUGCCCAUGCAGUCACCUGCGAGGAGCACACAGGUGAAGUGAGCCUUGCUUGGUUGGAUUCAGCACAGGCUUGCGUCUCAUGGUCCCAAUGGGAAUGGACCCCACCACGUGCCCCACCAUCACGCCCCUAAAUCAUCUCCGGUACCCGGAACUUAUAAUCCACCCCCAAAUUGAGCCUCUUCAUGUCCACAUGUUAUCAAUAAACAUUUCGUUUUGAUUGCAA
This is a messenger RNA of Lutzomyia longipalpis, 463 nucleotides long. RefSeq lists its product as uncharacterized. Bases 63 to 371 code for a protein of 102 amino acids. The record is from RefSeq and is a predicted model, not a curated record. NCBI's taxonomy places the organism in Eukaryota, Metazoa, Arthropoda, Insecta, Diptera, Psychodidae. The transcript is spliced from 2 exons.